AUGAGCACGGUCAUAGAAGAGGUGAAGGUUCCAGUUCCGGUGCCCGAGACUCUGAUCUCUGCGCUGAACCAGAUCAAUGUUGUCAACGGUGACCACCGUCCGACGAAGCGGCGCAAAGUCACCAAGUCGGGUCCAUUUAGCCUGAUUCGUGAGCAGGGUAUAUCUAGCACCGGAACACCCGUGGGCUACAUCCCACUGGCUCGGCUAGUGCUGCGCAUGAACUUUGAGAACGCACCCAAAUCAGAACAUCAUGGAUUAUACAACUCGAGUAGCUCUUCCGAUCGCUUUCCUGUCCUUGUUGAAGUCGAAGACUCUCGCUUGCGCGCCCAUAUACCUGAUGAAUCCGAGUAUUCUGAGCGCAGCGAAGAUGCUAUUACAAUUCAUUUGACGACUGUUGAUGCUGAUGAAAAUAAAAUAUUCUCGUUUGGAUUCCGUGAAAAACAACUUGUAUCAUUUUUUGAGCAUAUGAGACAUGUCACUGGGUUAAAUUGCGCUGAUCGGUACUUUAAUCGACCUCCGAUGGCAUGUUACCACGCCACAAUCUCUCUUGGAUCGAAUAACAAGUCCCUUGGCUUAGAAGUCGUCGCACUCUGGAGGGAUUCUCUUGAAAGCCCAGAUUUUGCUCGUUUACAAGACCAUGCCUUAGAGGUCUUUGCAAGGUAUAGCUUGCAAGAGCCCCUUGGGCCCCCGGCUGGCUAUCCCGGACAACAUGACCGGCGCGAGAAACUACUGGGACUCUCACGGGGCUGGUCACCCCGUGAGUUCUAUGAUAGUGUUCACGUUCCUGAAAAAACCGCAAGCGCUUCAGCAGAUAUCAAGUGCCCAGACCUUGUUUGCGAUCUUUUCCCUUUCCAGAGACGAGCUGUUCGUUGGCUUUUGUGGAGAGAAGGAAUGAAACUUCAAAAUGAUGGGAGCGUUGUGCCUAUAGAAAGACCAUUGCCUAAUGGGCUUCCAACAUCAUUCAAGCAAAUGGUUGACGCCAAUGGAAAUACCUGUUACCUUAGUCAUCUGUUUAUGACCAUCACCACCCAGAUAUCCCAAUGGGGAGAUGCCGCUUACCUGUUACGGGGUGGCAUUCUUGCAGAAGAGAUGGGGUUGGGAAAGACAGUGGAAAUGAUUGCCUUGAUCAGCUUGAAUCGACGGCCCGCCAAUGAUCUACUUAAAUCUGACCCCGAUGGGCUGAGGAAAUCAGGCGCUACUUUGAUCAUCACACCACCGGCUAUCCUGGAGCAAUGGAAGCAAGAACUUGAACAACAUGCCCCAAAGCUACGUGUUCACCACUAUAAGGGGAUCAGACGAGGAAAAGAGAACUCAGACGAUCUGGUCAUCGAAGAAAUUGCCGAGUUUGAUGUCGUUCUUACCACAUACAACGUAAUUGCUCGAGAGAUCCACUAUGCUGCAGCGACACCAAAACGAAGUCUUCGGCACGAGAAGAAAUUCGAGCCGCGGAAGACGCCUUUGGUGCGGAUAUCGUGGUGGCGCGUUUGUCUUGACGAAGCUCAGAUGAUCGAGAGCGGUGUCAGCAAUGCAGCCAAGGUGGCCCGCUUAAUGCCACGAGAGAAUGCCUGGGCAGUGACGGGCACGCCACUUCGCAAGGAUAUCGAUGACUUAUUUGGGCUCCUGCUCUUUCUUCAGUAUCGACCCUUUUGCGACUCGAGCGCGCUAUGGAAACGCUUGUACUCCCGUUUUGGACCGGAUCUGGUCCGCAUCAUCAAUGCAAUUGCGCUCAGGCACAGCAAGGAUCGUGUCCGUGAUGAGCUACGCUUGCCUCCUCAGAAGCGAAUUGUGAUCACGGUUCCUUUUACUGCAGUCGAGGAGCAGCAUUAUGGCCAACUUUUCGAAGAGAUGACGGAGCAAUGCGGGCUUGAUGCAUUCGGGAAUCCCCUUCAGGGUGAUUGGAAUCCGGAGGACCCAGGAACCAUUGAAAGAAUGCGGACCUGGUUAACCAGACUUCGUCAGACUUGCCUGCAUCCCGAGGUGAGCGGAAGCAACCGCCGAGCGCUGGGUGCAGCAAACGGCCCUUUGCGCACCGUCGACGAAGUCCUUGAAGUCAUGAUUGAGAACACUGAUACCUCGAUCCGCACGGAAGAGCGAUCCCUUCUCUUAUCUCAGCUCCGUCGCGGACAGCUGCUUGAGAAUGCUAAGCGUAGGAAGGAAGCACUAGUGCUUUGGCAAGCAGCUUUGGAUCAUUCUACCCAUCUGGUCAAUGACAGCAGAAAGCAGCUUCGUUUGCAACGUCUUAAAAAUAAGGACGCUAUGACGAAUGGGGCCGAAGCCAUCAAAGAAACGCCCGAUUCUAGUGAUGAUGAGAAUGAAGAGGCAGACAAGAAUAGCCGCAUCGGUCAAUGUCGUUCGAAACUGCGUGCGGCCCUGGAGGUGCAGCACAUUGCUGUGUUUUUCACUGCGAAUGCAUACUAUCAGAUUAAAACGGAUACCAGUCUCACCCAACCUGACACCGAAGAUUUCAAGCUCCUUGAGAAAAAGGAAGAGGAGGGAUACGAAGCCGCGAAACUGAUCCGCAAGGAGAUGCUGACAGAUAUUUCCCGGAAGGUGGAGCGAUACAUGAAGACCAUCAAAGAGAAGACAAGAAACAAGCAAUUUGUGCAUAUCACACAAAUGAAGCCUUAUCUUUAUAGCAGAGGUCUUGAAUCUUACCGGAUACUCAACAAGUUUGAAGACCUAUGUGCGGCAUUGAACAAGCACGCGCAGCAGUAUAAUGAAUGGCGCGAUGUCAUGAUCAAGCUGGUCUCGCAGUCGCUUAUUGAUCAAGAAGACGAUGCCGAACUGGAAGGCAAUGAAUAUGAGCGUUCGACAAAACAUCAAGAUGAGAUGUAUGUCUACAUGGAAGCACUGCGGUGCAUGUAUGCUGAUCGCCAUGACGCUCUCACCGGCCAGAAGAAUGUCCUCAUUUCUCAUGAGGUCAAAGCCGGCAUUAUCCAAGCACAGAAAGAUGAAGGCCCAUCCCCAAAGCUUUUUCUUUCUAUUAUGAACACCCGCAGCGAGUUGAUGCCGGAUCCGCAAUUUGGGUCGCUUCGCGGCAUUGUAAGUGAACUUCGUAGCCUGACAACCUCGCUCGAGUGGCAAGCCGCUGGCGGGAGUUCGCGUGCCUCUGCAGAACUUGAGAUGGUCGGACUGGUACUGAAGAACGCUGGUCAAAUGCUCGCUGACCACCUGAAAAUAUCAUCCAACCUGGAGAGGGAGGUAGAAAUGUUUCGUGACACGAUGAACAAUCGGCUUGAGUACUAUCGUCAUCUGCAACAAAUCUCAGAUACCGUGGCACCGUAUGACGAAGAAAGUGCUGGCAAGCCAAUAGAUGAGGAGGUUUUUGCGUCAAAAUUGAAGCAAGAAGAAAAUCUUGAGAGCAAGAUCUCAUCUUUGAAAGCCAAGAGGAGGUAUCUAAUCCAUCUGCGAGAUGAGUCUGGCUCGGAAGAUAGCUCGAGAAUUUGCAUCAUCUGCCAAUCGAGCUUUGAAAUUGGCGUCUUGACUGUGUGCGGUCAUAAGUAUUGCACGGAUUGUCUGCGACUAUGGUGGCGUCAACAUCGCACUUGUCCAAUAUGCAAGAAACCUCUGAAACUCAGGGACUUUCACCAAAUUACAUAUAAGCCGCAAGAUCUCGUCGUGCAGCAGGAAGAAUCCCCGGUCAAAUUCGAUCAUGAGCGGCAUUCGCAAAAUGCCAUCUAUAGUGACAUCAGCUCGGGAGUCUUGAAGCAGAUCAAAACCAUCGACCUCGAUGGCUCGUUUGGUACCAAAAUCGACACACUUGCCCGGCAUAUCAUUUGGCUUCGAGAACAUGACCCUGGAGCAAAAGCGAUUGUGUUUUCUCAAUACAAAAACUUCUUGGUUGUUUUGCAAAGGGCUUUCCGCCGCUUUGGGAUCGUCAACAGUAGCGUUGACGCGCCAGAUGGCAUUGAGAAAUUCAAGAAGGAUCCCGCGAUUGAAUGCUUCUUGUUGCACGGGAAAGCCCAGUCAUCCGGGUUGACCUUGAUCAAUGCCACACAUGUGUUCCUAUGCGAGCCGCUAAUAAACACUGCAAUUGAACUUCAGGCCAUUGCUCGAGUCCAUCGAAUCGGCCAGCAUCGACCAACAACUGUUUGGAUGUACUUGGUCUCUGGAACUGUGGAAGAAUCCAUUUACGACCUCUCGGUUACCCGUCGACUUGCCCAUAUCUUGGCAAAAGAGAAACAGGAGAAGAAAGCCCGUGCCGCAAUCCCGGGUGAAGAUCAAGUGCUUAUCAACGACUUGACCGAAACAGCGAUCGAUUCUGCUAACUCCAUGGAAAUGGAAGAUGCGACCUUGACAAAUUUGAUGACCAAUGGCGCAUCGGGUGGAGAGCUAGUGAAGAAGGAUGACUUGUGGCAGUGUCUCUUCGGAAACACGACCCAGAAAGAUGACAACGGCCGCUCGGCUGAUGCACAGAGAGAAGUGGAUAGAUUUUUGCGAGGUGACGCUGCCGAGCAAAGACGAGACGAAGCUAUGACCAUUAAUGACCUGUAA
This is a messenger RNA of Penicillium macrosclerotiorum, 4494 nucleotides long. RefSeq lists its product as uncharacterized. The record is from RefSeq and is a predicted model, not a curated record. Gene Ontology annotation, molecular function: ATP binding; ubiquitin protein ligase activity; ATP-dependent chromatin remodeler activity. Gene Ontology annotation, cellular component: nucleus. NCBI's taxonomy places the organism in Eukaryota, Fungi, Ascomycota, Eurotiomycetes, Eurotiales, Aspergillaceae. The coding region runs from base 1 to 4494 and encodes 1497 amino acids. Gene Ontology annotation, biological process: DNA damage response; protein polyubiquitination. The transcript is spliced from 5 exons.